Molecule: messenger RNA, 4240 nt
Organism: Acipenser ruthenus (sterlet)
Lineage: Eukaryota; Metazoa; Chordata; Actinopteri; Acipenseriformes; Acipenseridae
Product: protein FAM53C-like
Exons: 5
Coding region: 282-1532 (416 amino acids)
Biological process (GO): protein import into nucleus
Cellular component (GO): nucleus
Source: RefSeq, a predicted model, not a curated record
UGGUGCCCCCUCCCACGGUGUUGGUAUCUCCUGGUAGCUAUUUAAACCACUUGCAGGGCCUGUCGUUGCUUCGUGCUGCUCAGGGUAACUAAGGAGAAACAUCUGGCAGGCUGUGAUGAUGGAUUAAGCAGAUGCCCUACAGCAGUCGCCACAAUGAGUGCCUCCCAGUGAAAAGUGGGGCAGGCAGCCUGGCCGAGUGACGGAGCCGUGCCAGUGUCAGGUGGUGGUGGACGCUACAGACGCUUUUUCCUACUGAGCUUGGCAGAGCCCAAGACAGUACCAUGGUAACCCUCAUCACCGAACAGCUGCAGAAGCAAAGUCUGGACGACCCCAAAUGCAGGGCUUUUAAUCUCAGCCUGUCAGUGCCUGAUCAUUCCAGCACAGGAGUCUGCUGCAACCCAUUUAAACCAGAGAACGGUAGUUGGAGCAUAUUGAACCCUUCACCCAAGUCCGACCUCCAUGACAGCAUGGGUUUCAAUGCAGUUAGUCACACAACUGGCUACAGCUUUGGCACCAGCAGCUACAGCAGUAGCAACAACAGCGGGCAUUCCCUACAGAGAUUCCAUGUGCCCAGCACCUCCGUCACAGACCUGUCUGCUGCCAACCAGGAGAGCUCCAGCACUCCUCCUGCGCCCCCCACUAAACGGCACUGCCGCUCGCUGUCUGUACCCGAGGACCUGUCCCGCUGCAGAUCCAUCUGGCGACCCAGUGGCUCCAAAAUCUGGACCCCCGUCAAGCGCAGGUGCAACAGUGGCGGGGGCGGUAGCAGCUGCCAGCACCAAGGGGUCCAGCGCCCAUCUAGCCUGCGACUCCAAAAGGUCAAGAGUGCCUCCCUGCACUCCGUCAAAACCAGCAGCCCAACUUUCUUUAGCCUGGCCCUGUCCCCAGAAUCACCCAUCCCCUGGACCUUCUCCCCAAGCAGCGGCUUCGGGGACUACUGCUCCUCCGGGCUUCCACUCCACUCGGAUUCGGAACCCUGCUUCUUUCCCUUCCCUCCUUCCUUCUCAUCUUGCUCUCAGCGGAGGUUCUCUCUGUCGCCUGUCCACAUCCAGGAGGCAGCCCAUUUCCUUCCCCCAUCGGCCAGCAGCACACCCUCCUCCACCCCAGAGCUGGGACGCCGUGCCUCGGGCCUUCUCCCCCGCAGCCAGUCCCAGCCUUGUGAUCUCGACCACCGCAAGGCUGGCCUCAAGCGCCGCCGUGACCAGGAGGUGCGAUGGAGUCGGCCAGUGCUUGACUUCUUCAAGAUGAACCAGACACGGAAUUGUACCACCCCAAUUUAUUUAGAAAUCGAGCGAGAGAGUUGCAGUGACCCUCGGAAGCUUGCUUCCUGUGAGGAUCCCUUUGCCGACCUGGUGACAGACAUGUGUCCGGAGGUCCUAACAACUGUGCAGUACUGUCCCAGCAGUGGUGCCAUCGGGACUCUGAGCGAGAGUGAAGAGGAGGAGGAGUCAAAGAACGAGGCUGAGGAAGAACAGACCAUCUUUCAGAGAGACAUUACAGAACUGGAUUUAAAUCUUAUUGAGGAAAACUGAACGCUGAGAGUACUCUCUGGAAUAUAAAACAAAGUGGACUGACUAGGCCACAAGCCUUGGCCUCAAAUUGGUGGUGGGGGUGGUGCUGUGUUUUCAUAAAUACCAAUGCAGGUAGCCAUCAAUACUGACCCAGUGGCUGAAAAACAUUCCAUAGCUUGGCCUUCUGUCUCUCACAUUCUUUGUUUCUUUCACGGCACUCUCUCUUUUUAAAAUAAUUUAAUUAAAUAGUUUGAGAAGUGGAGAAUUAGAAGUUUUCUUCUUUUUAUAAUUAUUAUUUUUUAUCAUAAUUGAAGUACAAAGAGGCAACAUUCAAUUGAAGUUUGUUGAAAAUGGCAUGAAAGUAAUCUGUUUUUGGUCUAAUCUUUAAUGUGGAAUCUAACACACUCGGAACCCCCUUUUAAAGAAGACUUGCCAAUGGCUUGGAUUGGAUUUUGUUCAGUUCUAUUUAUGUUAUGAAAUAUAUAAUUAUUUUUUAAAUAACUGUAUCAAGCACAGGAACUACUUUCAUAUCUUCAGUCAAAAUCGGAAUCGUUUCAAAGCGUUUGAGAGAACGUUGUCACAGAAUGUGGUAUGGAAGCAACAGAGCUUUUUGUAAUUGUUUUAGCUGCCACUGCUUCUCUUGUGUAUAAAAUUAACAAACAUACAGAGCUGCUCCCAAGCUUUUCUGGCCAGUGAUAUUCCUAGUAUGGUUUUGAGCAGAGCAGCGAGCCUCAUCUUUAGAGUUCAGAGUCUCGGAGCCUCUUAUUUUAACGCUUUUUAACAUCAUGUUGAGUAUCUCUUUAUGAAUAUAUUGUGGAGAAUAUUUAAAGUGUUUUUUUUUUUUUUUUUAAAUGUAAAUUUACUUUUAAAUGGUGUUAAUUACACUUGCGCAAGUCACGUUUAAGAGUUAGAAACAAACUGCCUGUUUUGAAGAAUCAGGACCUCGGUCACAAGCAAUCUUGGUCCCAAACCUCAAGACAGAAACACAGUAAUCUUAAGUGACUACGUUUAACACAACUCUGAGGUUGUGUUUAGUGGGUUAAAAAGAUGGCUUAUCAAAAUAGAGGCUCCCGCGUUUUAAAGGAGGAAACAAUGAAUCGCCUUGCCUCUACGCUGCUGCUGAGCGGUGACACCUUGUAAUCUAUUAAAAAGCUAGGAUUGUGGUCCUUGAAAGACGUACUCAAUAUGUAAUGCUGUUAUAAACUAAAACACAUGUGCUAUCGUGAUUGAAGAAUUAAGUGUUGGUAUGUACAAAGGGCAUCCAGAUCAGUCUUAAUUGUAAUAAUUUGCAAUUGAAGGCUGUGCACCCAAUUUCCUGUGCCCUUAAAACAGUUACAGAAAAAGUGUGUGUAGAGCAGGUAAACGAGAUGUACAGUGUGGGCAGGGAGGUGGAUAAAGAUACAUUUUGAAUGUAAAAAUGUUCGUUUUGAGAACAUUUCAGGAAGGCAUCUGUGCCAGUACACUAGUGUAAGCUCCUUUGUAUUUCUAUAUAGCUCAGGUUACAGUCUUUUAAGCAGGUGGGGAUAUUCCUUCACCAUUCUGCAGAGACUACAGUUGUUAAGGAAAGUUUUUGCAGGUUUUAAUUUUAGAUAUUAACUUUAUAGUACUGACCUAGGAUUUAUGAACUUUAUGACUUGCAGAAAGUCAUGUCUUAUGAUUUGGGUUCAGCAGUGUAACAACUUGUAUUGGUUCACUUUUCCUCUUUUGCAAUGGCUAAAACACAUGUGUGUUUGGUUCUAGUGAGCGGCUCUGCACAAGAAUGGAAUAUUUCGGGUGCCAACACUCUAGCACAGACUCCUUCUAUGGAAUUUUGCAAACCCUGGUUGUUGAAAAGCUACAUUUUAAUGCUGGUUUUGGUUUGUAACAUUGUCUUGAGAAAAGGCCUCUGCUGUAGGUGGUCUUGUUUUUCAGUUUUAAACUUUAAAGAGGUUUGAUUAUUUCAUGCUCUUAAAUCUAAUCAUGGAACCAGUCUACAUUCCAACCCAGUUGCCUUAGGUGUACCAGGUUAAAAAGUUCAUGGAAACAUUACUGGCUUUUUUUUACACAACUCCUUAAAAGCCAGAGAUUCUCCAACGCUGAAUAUCCUGUAUAGGAAAGUGUAAUGCGGAUGUGAUUUAGGAGGGACUGUGUGUGUGUGUGUGUAACUUUCUUGGCGUAUUUGAACAUAAUGUUUCUGUAGCACUGCCUAUUGCAUUAAGUGUCAACGAUUUGUAAACAAAAAACAAUCUAUCGUGUUAAAGUGAUUUUACAGGUUUAAAAUGUACAAUGUAUCGUAUCCAGGGCAAAUUGAACUGAGGUGGGUGUUGAUCAACAAAGAUAACUGCGAGUCUGUGCUCUGCAAACAGGAUGACCGUGUAAUCUGGUCUAGUGGCAUCUGUCAUUAGAAUAUCUACUGAAGCCUUAAGGAAACACCUGUGUAGCCACUAGAAUUAUUGCUAACUUCUUGCGAAUUAAAACAUUCAUGCACUGUGUUGAAAAAAUAUAUAUAAAAUAAACAUAAAAAAAGCUGCAGUUUCAUUCUGAAGGGCACAACUUAUUAUACAGUGGCCAUUUGUUUAAACUUUUUUUUGUGUGUAUGUGUAAAUCCAGUUUGGAGGAUUUAAAACAGGACUGUUGGUCUGUCUUUUAGAAAUGUUUUUUUUUAUUUUAUGUGUGAAGAUGGCAACAUUCCUGUCUAACACAAUUUGUGUAUAAAUAAAGUUUAUUAGAGAAUAAUUUUACAAGAAAAA